Fonsecaea pedrosoi CBS 271.37 is the source of this 2613-nucleotide messenger RNA. RefSeq lists its product as uncharacterized. Gene Ontology annotation, biological process: protein dephosphorylation. The transcript has a single exon. Gene Ontology annotation, molecular function: protein tyrosine phosphatase activity. The record is from RefSeq and is a predicted model, not a curated record. NCBI's taxonomy places the organism in Eukaryota, Fungi, Ascomycota, Eurotiomycetes, Chaetothyriales, Herpotrichiellaceae. Bases 1 to 2613 code for a protein of 870 amino acids.
AUGUCCGCCACCGCGACGGCCUCUCUCAAAUCUUCUUCCCAUUCUCACUCUCACUCACAAUCGCAUUCACAUUCCAAGUCGCACUCGCACUCGCACUCGCACUCUCGCUCCUCCCGCCCCUCGACCACUCCACGUACCCAACCUGCAGCCGCCUCGGUCGGUCAAUCCAUGCCACCUCUCCUCUCCCCAAACACCGCUCGAUCCGCGCAACCACCCAAAGAUGUCAAGAGCCCGAGUCCCAGUUACUUUGGAUUCGUCGUGGGCAGCGAUGAUACAAUACCGCCUGACUCCAACCCGGGCGCACAUGCUCGCCAAAACUGGACCUACCCCAACUCGGCUGUUCCGAACAACGCCCCGACUCCCCGUCAUAUCCCGCUUGAAUCCAAUCCAGAAUUUGAAGCCUUUAGAAGACAGUCGGAACAUAACCACAGGUUUGCUUUGAACACGGCAUUCAGACCUUCUCAGUCUAGGAACAACUCGACGAGUACUGCUUCCCGUGUUGACACCCCCUCCUCUCCGCACACAACACGGCCGUCGAUAGACAGAAACUUCAAGUCAUCCAAUGGAGGAUCAGCCGUGCAGCAGCAGGGCAGUCAGAUGGAAGAUGUCUCCUUCUUUGACAUUCCACGACAACAAUCACCAGGUCCCCUCAAUUCCCACCAUACCGUCGCCGACCACCAACACGCGCGACUGUCCUUACCCGAUAAUAGGAUCCGUACACCUCCUCUCAAGGCGGCCACCCAUGCUGCUCAUCGCUCCGACACGCUACCGUCGGCGGGAGAAAAAGACGCUCCUCCCAUCGUUUCCCCGUCCCAAAUAGCCGAGAUCCUCCAAAACCGCUCGGCGGAUUGUUUGGUGCUGGACCUAAGAGUAUAUCAACAGUAUGCCACGGCGAGGAUAAAAGGAGCUCUAAACUUGUGUAUCCCCACUACACUCCUGAAGCGGCCCGCUUAUAACGUCCAAAGACUCGCCGAGACGUUCUCAUCGACUCGAGACCAAGACACAUUUGCGCGCUGGCCGAAAUGUGCAUUUAUAAUAGUCUAUGACGCCAAUUCCUCCUUGCCGAAGGAGGCCGUUACUCCAUUAAACGUGCUCAAGAAAUUUACAUCAGAAGGCUGGUCUGGUACAGGGCUGGUGGUUAAGGGGGGGUUUUUGAAGUUCCAGAAACUGGCUCCGGAACUGGUUGAUAAUGGUCCUGUUCAAUCGGGGAAUGGGGCAUCUACACAACCACUGUCCAGCUCGGCCCCGGGAAAGGAUGCCCUACCGGUGGCCGGAGGCUGUGCGAUGCCUUCUGAAAAAUCAGCCGCCAAUCCGUUCUUCGGAAAUAUUCGCCAGAACAUGGACUUGCUGGACGGAGUUGGGCAGAUGCCGAUUAAAAAGCCUUCCGACAUGACAUCCGAAACGGAACGACAUAUGCCAGCGUGGUUAAAGAGAGCUGCUUCAAAAUCAGACGAUGGAAAGCUGGUGUCGGACCGGUUUCUCAAUAUCGAGAAGUCGGAGCAGCAACGCAUGCAAGAGGCUCUGACAGCCAAUGUGUCAUAUGGCACUCCACGGAGCGAAAAGCCACAAAGAAUCCAGGUUGCCGGGAUUGAAAAGGGCUCCAAGAACCGAUACAACAAUAUCUUUCCCUUUGACCACACGCGAGUUCGGUUGCAGAAUGUUCCCAGCGGGUGCUGUGACUAUAUCAAUGCGAGCCAUGUCAAGGCCGAGUUCUCCAACCGACGGUAUAUUGCGACUCAAGCGCCUAUUCCGGCCACGUUCAAUGAUUUCUGGCGCGUUGUGUGGGAGCAGGAUGUCCGUGUGAUAGUCAUGCUGACGGCGGAGGCGGAAGGAGGACAGGUCAAGAGUCAUGUCUACUGGAAACCCGGCGAGUAUGGUCCACUCAAAUUGAAGCAGCUUUCGGAGCGUCAAGUGAGCUUGGAAACCAAGAAAUUUGCCAAUAAACUUGCACCCACCGCCAGGCCUUCGAUGGCGCCCAGAAGAUCCACGACGGCUAAUGUCCCCGGGGAGAGAGGUCGAGACGAACCCAAAUCGCCGACGACUAAAAUCCCGACGGCCAUGGUUCGCCAUUUUUCCCUAAGUCAUUCGGCGUUUCCCUUUCAGCCAAUGCGUGAGAUCACUCAGAUUCACUAUGCGGAUUGGCCCGAUUUCGGAGCGCCCGCCAGCCCUCUGGAGCUGCUUGGACUGGUCGAACAGGUCAACAAAUUUGUCCGGGGAGCUGGGACUCCAUCCAAUAUCGUGGGACCAGACGAUGCGGCACCCGAAGGGCAACGGCCGAUCUUGGUGCAUUGCAGUGCAGGUUGUGGGCGAACGGGUACCUUCUGCACGAUUGACUCUGUCAUUGACAUGUUGAAGAGACAGCGGCUCUGUCACGAGGCUGGGGGGGAUAAAAUGGAUGUUGACGCGGGCGAUUGGGUGAAUCGGGACGAUGUUGACUUGGUGGCGAAGACGGUGGAUGACUUUCGACAUCAGCGACUGAGCAUGGUUCAGAAUUUACGGCAGUUUGUCUUGUGUUACGAGAGCAUAUUACAGUGGCUUGUGAUGCAAGAAUCGGAGCAGCAGCAGCAGAAGCGACCGGGACUAUCAGACCCAAGGAGGAGUUACCAUGGAUAA